Chaetura pelagica (chimney swift) is the source of this 3095-nucleotide messenger RNA. RefSeq names its product neurofilament, medium polypeptide (gene NEFM). The record is from RefSeq and is a predicted model, not a curated record. Gene Ontology annotation, cellular component: intermediate filament; cytoplasm; axon. Lineage: Eukaryota; Metazoa; Chordata; Aves; Apodiformes; Apodidae. Gene Ontology annotation, biological process: neurofilament bundle assembly. Gene Ontology annotation, molecular function: structural constituent of cytoskeleton. The transcript is spliced from 3 exons. The annotation marks the transcript as partial.
CCCCCGUCCAGCGGGUUCCGCUCUCAGUCCUGGUCUCGGGGCUCGGGCAGCAGCGUCUCCUCUUCUUACAAACGCCCCAAUUUGGGGGUCCCGAGGGGUCCUUACGGCUCCACCGUGCUGAGCUCGGCCGAGAGCCUGGAGCUGAGCCAGUCCUCGCUGCUGAACGGCGCGGCGGAGCUGAAGCUGAGACGCUCCAACGAGAAGGAGCAGCUGCAGGGGCUCAAUGACCGCUUCGCGGGCUACAUCGAGAAGGUGCAUUACCUGGAGCAGCAGAACAAGGAGAUCGAGGCGGAGCUGGCGGCCCUGAGGCAGAAACACGCCGGGAGGGCUCAGCUGAGCGAUGCUUACGAGCAGGAGCUGCGGGAGCUGCGCGGGGCCCUGGAGCAGGUGAGCCACGAGAAGGCUCAGAUCCAGCUGGACUCGGAGCACAUCGAGGAGGACAUCCAGCGCCUGCGGGAGCGCUUCGAGGACGAGGCGAGGCUGCGGGACGACACGGAGGCCGCGAUCCGAGCGCUGCGCAAGGAGAUGGAGGAGGCGUCGCUGAUGCGGGCGGAGCUGGACAAGAAGGUGCAGUCGCUGCAGGACGAGGUGGCUUUCCUGCGGGGCAACCACGAGGAGGAGGUGGGCGAGCUGCUGGCUCAGCUCCAGGCUUCCCACGCCGCGGUGGAGAGGAAGGAUUACCUGAAGACCGACCUGACCACGGCGCUGAAGGAGAUCCGAGCCCAGCUGGAGUGCCAGUCCGACCACAACAUGCACCAGGCCGAGGAGUGGUUCAAGUGCCGCUACGCCAAGCUGAGCGAGGCGGCGGAGCAGAACAAGGAGGCGAUCCGCUCGGCCAAGGAGGAGAUCGCCGAGUACCGCCGGCAGCUGCAGGCCCAGACGAUCGCAGAGCUGCUUCUCAGGGUGCUGGGAACUUCCCUGAAGUCUUUUGGGGAACUUUUUCCCUCCCUGGCCCUGCGCCGUGUCUGUGUCACAGGAGUGGGGGGGUUGUUUCUUUUCCCGUUGCAGGACACGAUUCAUCAGCUGGAGAACGAGCUUAGGGGAACCAAGUGGGAAAUGGCCCGUCACUUGAGGGAAUACCAGGACCUCCUCAAUGUCAAGAUGGCCCUGGAUAUCGAAAUUGCUGCAUACAGGAAGCUACUGGAGGGUGAAGAGACAAGAUUCAGUGCCUUCUCUGGAAGCAUCACUGGGCCCAUCUUUACACACAGACAACCAUCUGUAACAAUAGCAUCCACUAAAAUUCAGAAAACAAAAAUUGAGCCACCAAAGCUGAAGGUCCAGCACAAGUUUGUAGAAGAAAUCAUUGAAGAGACAAAGGUGGAGGAUGAAAAGUCUGAAAUGGAAGAUGCCCUGGCAGUUAUUGCAGAAGAAAUGGCAGCCAAGGCCCAGCAAGAAGAACAGGAGGAAGAAAAAGCAGAAGAAGCAGCUGUAGAGGAAGAAGCUGUUUCAGAGAAGGCUGCUGCAGAACAAGCAGCUGCACCUGAGGAAGAGAAGGAGGAAGAAGAAGCAGAGGAGGAAGAAGAAGCUGCCAAGUCUGACGCAGCGGAGGAAGGAGGUUCUGAAAAAGAAGAAAUAGAGGAAAAGGAAGAAGGGGAAGAGGCUGAGGAAGAGGGGGAAGAAGCUGAGGCCAAGGGGAAAGCUGAAGAGGCAGCAGCAAAGGCAGAGAAGGUCAAAACGCCUCCCUCAAAGUCUCCCCCCAAGUCCCCCGUGGCAGAGCCAGCCAAGGCUGCCCAGAAGGAAAAAGCUGCAGAAGCAGGAAAAGACCAGAAGGUGGAGAAAGGUGGUGAGAAACCAGCCAAGGAGGAAGAGAAAGCCCCAUCCCCAGAGAAGCCAGCAACACCAAAGGUAGCCUCUCCAGACAAGGCAGCAAGCCCAGAGAAGCCUGUAACACCAGAGAAGCCUGCGAGCCCGGAGAAAGCUGUGAGCCUGGAGAAGCUGGCCAGCCCAGAGAAGCCCCGUUCUCCUGAAAAACCAGCCAGCCCAGAAAAACCUCGUUCUCCAGAAAAGCCAGUGCCUCCUGAGAAGCCCCGUUCUCCAGAGAAGCCAGCCUCCCCAGUCAAAGCUGAAAAGGCUGCAGUGGAGGAGACCAUCACGGUCACAAAGGUGACAAAGAUCAGCGCCGAGAUGGAGAAGGAGUCCAGGAAAGAAGACAUUGCAGUGAAUGGUGAGGUGGAGGAGAAAAAGGAGGAAUCCAAAGAGAAGGAGGUUGAGGAGGAAGACAAGGGAGUUGUCACCAACGGCCUAGACGUGAGCCCAAUAGAUGAUAAGGGUGAGAAGAUUGUAGUGACCAAAAAAGCAGAGAAGAUCACAGGUGAAGGUGGGGACAGUACAACCACCUACAUCACCAAGUCGGUGACGGUCACUCAGAAGGUGGAGGAGCACGAGGAAAGCUUUGAGGAGAAACUGGUGUCCACCAAGAAAGUGGAGAAAGUCACUUCACACGCCGUGGUAAAAGAGAUCAAAGAGAGCGACUAAAAUCAUAGCUAAGUUACCAAAUCUCAAGAGCUUGGGUUGGUGCAAAAGGUUAAGCCAUAUGACAGCUGCAACAUGCAUGUGAGUGACGGCUUCAAAGCAGAACGGGUUCUCUCAUGGAGGCUCCAGACACACAGUAUCUUCCUUUUUUUGUGCAAUAUAGGGGAGGGGGGGGGAAUGCAUGCAGGCUCAAGAUGUACUCCCUCCACAGAACUUGGGAAUCUUUAAAAAAAAUAAAAUAAAAUAAAAUAAAACAAACAAAGAAAAAUAAACUCAUAAUAGUGCAUGAGAUGAAACGUGCAGAGGAAGCUUUUUUGGAUUUCCUGAGCUGUUGGAGGGAUGUAUCUGAGGAAUGACUUAAGAUGUAUUAUGCAAAGAACCAACUGAGCCAAAAAAAAACAAACUACAAACAGAAAACAGUAAUAGAAUAUUCAUGAGAACCAGAAGUCUCCUAGCCUUAAAAAAAAAAGCAAACAAGCUACUUAUAAAUAAUUAUGUUUACCUCACUGGUGCAAUUAGGGUGGACUUUUGCUCAUGGGAGAACCUAGUUGACAUGCACAGUAUGCAACCUUUUGUUGUUUGAUGUAAAAGUCACAGCAGUUCUUGCUCAAUAAAGGUCAAUA